UUGAAUGCGGGCUUGGAGGGUGGGGUUUUGCAAUUUGUAUUUAUUUUGUAUUUUCAUUUUUUAUCCCGUGAUCCUCUCCUUCUUGUGUUCUUCAAUGUACAGCACCUUGUGAUACAGUCUAUGUUUGAAAAGUGCUUUAUAAAUAAAUUGACUGCUUGAUUGAUUGAUUGAAACAUUUUAGUGUAACCCCACCCACACACGCGAAUAUGUGAUGCUCUUAUUUUGAAGAGUAGUUUCCGGCCGUUGACUUCUUAUCUGCAUUAACAGCUGGCACUUAUAGCAGUUGCAUCAGUUCAGCGGACCAGCAGCGUGGCUGACUCAUUUAUUGUAAAUUCAGAAAUCAGCUAAAGGACCAGGUAAGUAGCCUAGUUUGGACAUAUUUUGUGCCUCUUUUGGGUUUUUAUCUUGUCUGGUUGGACAGCAGCCAAUCUUUACUUGAACGGGGGUUUGGAGCAAAUCUUGCUCUAUAAACUUGUCAAUUUAAUAUUUAAUUUGUGUAAAUUAAAAGUUUUAACCACAUAUACAAGACGUCCUGACGACAGCUGCGUUUGGUAUUGUUUUCUUGAAAAUUCGGCUUUCACAUGACAGACCGAGCGGCAUGUAUUUUCAGAGAGUCAUUGUAAUGCACUGAUUUCACAUGGCCAAUGUUACAACUACUGGUUCUCCAUGCCGGCAGCCUGGAGCACCGUGAGAGAGAGGAUAAUGGGAGGAAAAGACGAUCCAAUCACGAAUUUUGACGAACAUAAACACAGAUUGGUCUAUGCCGAAUUCAACAACAUCAAGCGUGUAUAAAUGUCCAGUCUGUUAUGAAUUUAUUAAGUGUUUAAAUUUUGUCAAAGGAUGAAUUAAUAUAUAAUCAGUUUGCAUUUAAAUAGGGUUCCGGCGCUAUGUGGACUUGAUACCCAAGAGCAGAACAUAGUUACGCUAGCUUAAUGGAAGAACUGCACAUGGAGAGCAGCUGGAACUUUUCAUGUGGGCAGGCUAAAUUACUGUAGAUGUGCUAUUUAAAUCACAAAAAUUGUGAAAAUAAAAGGUAAAUUUGUAUUUUGUAAAUUGAAAUAGAUUGCUUAGUUUAAUUUGGUCAUAUAAUCAUGGUAAAAUAAACAUAAACACGAACGCAAAAGAUUUCCCAAGCUAAAGAAAGUGAAGUUUUCCUUUUCACAAGUAGUCACAGUAGUUAUUUACUGUGUUUGUACCAUGUUAUCCCGUUUAUAUAGUACAGACUUUAAAGGUCAAGUUUAAUGGUGUGUUCACUUGCAGUGGGAAUGUCCGUUUACUUAGUUGUCAGUUGAAAGUUCUCACAGUUUGGCUUAUGUAAAGUUUAAUCGUGUCAGUGAUACCCCAGGCCCCCUUUCUUCUUGUGACGCCGGACAGGCUGGGCACAGUUUUGGGCUUGUAAAGAGUCUUUGUGGGGCAGGGAAAUAAAUCCUCCACCUAACUGGGUCAAGGUGCCCCUGCAGGAUAGACCCCCUCUUUGUUUGUUUAGAGGGUCCUGUGAAAAUCACCAACUGUCACACUGAUGAACUCUUUGGAUUGUAGAGACCAAGUCUAUAACAGCUUCAAAAUGUUGAUAAUUUUGUUUCAUUUUUCAAGAUUCUAUUUAAGAGCAGUUUUAAUUUUGUUUUAAUGCUGUUUUUAAAGGUUCAAUUUGAUAUUUUAAAAAAUAAACAAAAAAAAUUAAAAUAUUUUGAAAAUAAAUGAAAACUAUGGGUCAGUCACAUCAUAUGCAAGAAAAUGAAUUAACAAAGGCCAAAUUAAAUAUAUUUUUCCAUAACUGAUAAUAUUCUGUAUGUUUGAAACAAAUAAGAUUGACCUUAAGGGGAAAAAUGUUCUUUAUAAAAGUCCCAGAAAUUUCAAAACAACACAUAAUGAUAAUGCUACGGUGGCCUGGAAGUGCAAAACACAACCGCAAAAGAGAAAACACGACAGCAAAUCAAAACGCAAAUGCAAAAGAGAAAACGCAACCUCAAAUCACAAAAUGCAACUGCAAAUCACAAAACACGAUAGCAAAAGAGAAAACGCAACCGCAAAACAAAACGCAACUGCAAAUCACAAAACAUGACAGCAAAAGAGAAAACGCAACUGCAAAACACAAAACGCAACUGCAAAUCACAUAUGCAAACGCAAAAAGAAAACACGACGGGUAAGUAAACACGAACAUGGACGCUGAAAGCGAAAGUGCACUCGAAAUUAUCCAGCAAUAUUUUGAUGCAGGACACAAAUAUGACGAUAUAGUCAACGUGUUGUUGACUAUUCACGGCAUUAGCAUGAGCAUUCGAACGCUGAAGACCCGCUUGAAAGAAGCUGGCUUGUUUAGACUUCAGUUCCGACAUCGAUCCAGCAGGUGGAGGUUGUACUCCAACCCCAGCGGAGUAAACUGCCAUUAAACUACAACGAAGAAGAAGAAGACAGACGAUGCUGUCGUGUUUUGUGAUUUGCUGUCGUGUUUUCUUUUUUGCAUUUGCAUAUGUGAUUUGCAGUUGCGUUUUGUGUUUAGCGGUUGCGUUUUCUCUUUUGUGUUUUCUCUUUUGCUGUCAUGUUUUGUGAUUUGCAGUUGCGUUUUGUUGUUUUGUGGUUGUGUUUUCUUUUUUGCGUUUGCAUAUGUGAUUUGCUGUUGUGUUUUCUUUUUUGCGUUUGCAUAUGUGAUUUGCUGUUGUGUUUUCUCUUUUGCAUUUGCGUUUUCCCUUUUGCUGUCGUGCUUUGUGAUUUGCAGUUGCGUUUUAUGAUUUGUGGUUGUGUUUUCUCUCUUGCAUUUUGAUUUGCUGUCGGGUUUUCUCUUUUGCGGUUGUGUUUUGCACUUCCAGGCCACCAUAAGAUCCUGCCAGCACCUUAUACAAGUCCAUGUCAGAAGCAACUGUAUCUGUUUUCAGUUUGAAAAAAAAACUAUCAUACCUUAAUAAAAACAGGUUUUGAUUUAAAGUUUUCAGCUGUUGUGUUAUGUGAAGAAAUUUGGUCAGUAUUGUGAGCUUGUUGGGUACAAAAUAAGCUCUUUAACAGACAAACUUUGAUGAGGUACAUUUGCCUUCUGGGAUUUUAUGGCAGCCAUUAUGGACCGUGCUGUGGGUGCCAGCUGAAGCAACUCUGGCUUUAAUCCAAAAGUGCAGCUGUUAGUCAUAAAGAUCCUGAGACAAGUUUAAAAAAAAGUGCGCUCAGGUUUAAAAAUGCUGGAAUAACCCUUUAAUAUUCUGAUAUUUAAUGCAUUUAUUUAAUGCAAAACCAUGCAGAGACAACUUAUUUUUUGCAUAAUUUCACCCCAAAUGUUUUCACUGGGUGACAAGUCAAGACUGCAAGCAGGGCAGUUUCUCAGCAGGACUCUUCUCCUACUGAGCCAUGCUGUUGUAAUCCCUGUUGUCAGAAUGUGGUUUGUCAGUGUCUUGCUGAAAUAUGAAGGUCUCCCCUGAAAAGUCUUUGUCUGGAUGGCAGCAGAUGUUGCUUCUCAACCUGUAGAUAUUGUUCAGUAUGAAUGGAGGCUUCAAAUUAAAGGAUUGUAGGGAAUUGAUUGAUUGUUGUAAAUAAUUAUACUUUAAAGCUGUGUAAUAGCAAAUAUAUCUGCUGGUAUGUCUUUCUCUCUCUUUUUCCCAUGCAGUGGUGAAAUGUGUGGGAUCUGGGCUUUGUUCGGCAGUGAUGAGUGCCUGUCAGUUCAGUGCACAAGCGCCAUGAAGAUUGCUCACAGGGGCCCAGAUGCCUUCCGCUUCGAGAAUGUGAACGGCUUCACAAACUGCUGUUUCGGCUUCCACCGAUUGGCGAUUGUGGAUCAGCUGUACGGCAUGCAGCCCCUGCGAAUCAAGAAGUUUCCCUUUUUGUGGCUCUGCUACAACGGAGAGAUUUACAACCACCAAACGGUAGAGAAAAAGAGAUCAUUUCAUUUUUGACUGUUAACCUAGAUUUUUUUGGUAUUGAUCAGAUAGUUGGAGAGAAUUGAAAGCAGACUGAAGCUGCAGUUCUGGUUUUAGGCGUGAACAUUGUUAACGCCUAAAAGAUUCAAAGAGCUUCAAAGAGAUUCAGAUCUUCCAGUGUUGUGUGUUGGACCGCAUGUUAACUGCAUGCUUAGACCAGCCUUGUGCAAACAUUUGGUCCUCUUCUCACAAGUUUGGACACCACAUUCAGACACCAGCCUUGACAAACUGGUAACACAAAUAUUAACAAAUCAAAGAGCCUCUGCCCUCCCAGUUCUUCAUGUCUUACAGUUACAGAGUGAGUCUCUGUAGAUGGAGGGAUGAAAAUUGCUUUAACAUAUCAGCUAAGACCAAAAGCAGAGGAGCUUUUGUAUACUGCAGUGCAAGUAGAAACAGUUCAUUUUGGGGUUUUGGAAUGACUAAAUUGACAUAUAUUAGCAGAGAGUUUCCAUCUCCUGCUCAUGAAUUCAUUUUAAGGCGCUUGUGUAAUAUCCAAAUUGGCAAUUUAUACAUUUUGAUUUUUAAUGGCUAACACUACUCUAAGCCCUGUUUUUACAGUUAAAUAGAUUUGUCUGUCAUUUUUUAAGCAUGUAGAGCACAAAAUAAGUUUUCAAAGGGCGCCAAAGCUGAGACAAACCCAGAACUCCUCACCGGAGCUUUAAGAUUGUGACAGUAUUUUUAAAGCUUGGUUCUACAGAGUCGCAGCAGACUUAAUCAGGGUUAAAGGCGCAUGAAUCAGUACAUGUAUGCACAGCUGAGCCGACUUCAGUAGACUUCAGGAAACCUAAAAGUAUCUCCUGUGUUGUUUUUUAAGCUGAAAAAGCAGUUUGAGUUCGAUCACCAGACCAAAGUGGAUGGAGAAAUUCUGCUCCAUCUGUACGACCGCUUCGGUAUCCAGAAGAUGGCGACCCUCCUGGACGGCGUCUUUGCUUUUGUUCUGCUGGACACUGCCAACAGGAAAGUCUUUCUGGGUAGAGACACGUACGGCGUGCGGCCCUUGUUCAAGCUCCUCACAGACGAUGGAUUCCUCGCUGUCUGCUCAGAGGCCAAAGGUAAACCCACCGUUUAUUUCUCCUUAAAUCUGGAUCUUAAACACACUUGUUGUAAAUACCUCGCAGCUCUUUAAUGGUCGUUUAAUGUGUUUUUACUCUGUUCAAAGGUCUGAUAGACAUCACUCAUGCCAUGGCCACCCCUGCCAGUGUCACCCCCUUCCUGCCAGGGCACUUUGAGGUCUUUGAUCUGAAGCAGAACGGCAAAGUUCAGUCCAUUCAGAUGGAGCCGUUUCACUGCUGCACGAAGGAGCCGGCUCAUGCGGUCUAUGACACCGUAGAGAGACUGCCCACAAGUAUGAGGCCUCUGCUUUUGCUUCUUGUGUUGAUUUAUUCAAACUCUGAACAUGGGUGUAAGUUUCUGUAAACACCGAUCAUCUCCACAGGUUUUGACGAGGAAACGGUGAAGAGCAACAUCAGGAUGCUGUUUGAGAACGCUGUGAGGAAACGUCUCAUGGCUCACAGGAGGAUAGGAUGUCUUCUGUCGGGUAAUCAGAAAUUCACCUUCCUUAAUAAAAAACAAUGUUUUCAUUAAGAUGUAGUCGUGCACGCCCAGCAGUUGUCUCUGCAGACUUCAAAGUAGUUUCUUUCUCCCUGGAGGGCUGACAUGUCAAAUCUUGAUUUUUCACUCAUCUGCAUCAGGAUAUUGUUCUGCAAGAAUUCAUCCAUAACUCCACUGAACUGUGCAUGUAAUAAGAGAGGUCACUUAUCAUGUUGAGUCUUUGGAUAAAAAGUUACUGAAAUAUUGAGGUGAAGUCUCAGUCAGAAUGACUAUGACUGAAAACUCCACUUGUAUGCUGAAGAUACCGUAAUAAUGCUGCUCUACACUUUACUAAAUCCAGGUCCCUGAGCCUAUCAGUCAUAUAAACGGUGAUACACUUAAGGCUUGUGAGCAAAAAGUUCUGGCUGUAAAAGCAGUUUAUGGAUAUUUGGCAGAGAGUCAAUGGAAAAUGUCUUGUUCAUUGUGUGCAGGCCUGCUGACACUAAAAGUGGGAGUGGGUGUGCAGGGAUUUAAGGGGACAGGGUUGGUGUAGGACCAGAGGAGGGGCCGGAUUAAGGAAUUAUGAGGCUGGGACAAGACACAGUUGGGAGGCCUCUGGUGAAGGGGGUGGGGGUUGGCAGUUAAUGAGGUUUAGAAGGUGGGAAGGAAAUGUGACACCACCAAAGUCAAACAGGCCCAACUGUUUUUACCAUCUGGGGUCGGGGUUUUUCGUCAAACCCCUAAACUGGGCCUGCAGAAAAUGAGAUGCAUGCAGUAGCAACCAAAGAUGCAGCAGAAAUAAAGAAAGAGGGGGGCUGGUUUAAUAUUUGUGUGUCCGGUGAGUUGGAAAAGGGGGACAGGGACAACCAGUACUCCAGGACAGGCUUGAAAUGAACCUGGUUUGCGUUGCUGAUCCUCCCUCAGGUGGUCUGGACUCAAGUUUGGUUGCUGCCACACUAGUGAAACUGGCCAAAGAGGAGAAGCUGCAGUAUCCCAUCCAGACAUUUUCCAUUGGGUCAGAGGGCAGCCCUGACAUCAUCGCCGCUCGCAAGGUCAGAGGUCAACAUUUAUUUAACAAGUCAAGUCAGUUUGUGGUAUAAGCAGUCUGUGAUUGGUUACAGGUGGGGUUUUUUUUGCUUGCAGGUUGCAGCUCACAUUGGCAGUGAACACCAUGAGGUGAACUUUACUGCAGAGGAGGGCAUCCAGGCUGUGGAGGAGGUUAUCUUUCACCUGGAGACCUACGACAUCACAACCAUCCGUGCCUCUGUCGGUGAGUCUGCACACCAGAGAAACAAAGAAAUAUUACAGGUCUCCCUGGUGGUAGAUGCACACAUUUUCCUCCAUAUUUAACAGGUAACUUUUUCUGCCCAGUAAAGUCUCUCGUCUCUGAACUAAGUGUUCAGUUGGCAUAUGUCAGAGGUGUUCAUGUUACAGCUCAGUCUGUAACAUGACAGAGUGAGCUGACUGAACAGAAAUAUCAGUGACUGUUGGACCAGCUAAGUCACUUCAAGAGAGGGUCACAGACAAGGCUAUGAGGAGAAACGUGUAAAGACCACUUUAGUGGCUCCUACACCAACCCUUUUUCGUCAUCCAGCUGUUGUUGCGUCAACCUAACAACUUAAGAUGGCGUCUGCAUCAGUCACAAGUUUCCUCACAGGAAAACACUUCUCUGAGAGGAAACUUUGCUGAAUUGUAUCUUCUGAUCUAGGGCUGCAUGAUUAAUCGAUUUUAAAUCGUAACCAGAUUAUUUGAUUAUGAUGAUGUUAAAAAAAUUUAAAUCAUCAAAUCGAUUUUCCACUCUAUCAUGUCUCGCGCCUCCAGGCCACCGUAGGCUCCCCCUUCCUGUGGGAGCACUCCCCAGUUCCCACACACACCAGUGUUAACAAACGUGACAUUUGCAGAAGAAGGCGAUAAUUUCAUGGCUAAAUAGGACAAGCAAGUCAGUCGUAUGGAAUUGGAAUAGCUUUGCAGUUUCAGAUGAAGAGCAAACCACUCCCAGCUGCAAAGUCUGUCUGAAGGCGGUAUCAACCCGUCCACACUGGGUUUUUUUAGCGUUUCGUCCACAUGGAAAUGGCGUUUCUGGUGACUGUAAAUGGUACUUUUUGAAAAUGGGUCAGAGAGUGCACAAAUCUGAAAAUGAUUUCCUCUCUGUGUGGAUGACUAUCUGCAUCUCUUGAAACAAUCACGUGACACACAGCGUAACUCUUUUAUGACAUCUACACGUGUCCAGCCAAAACAACCCUUAUACAUAUGCUCUGUACUCUUCUUCUGUCUUUUGUGCAUUUCCUUGGCAGUGUUACAGCACCACUUAUUGGCUUGGCAUAUGCUCUACAUCAUUUUCAGUGGUUUUGUUUUGAGAGGUGAUAGAAAAACAUAUUAUUAAUUUGAAGUUUGGUGAAGUUGUCACUGAAUAAAAAAAUCAAAAUCGAAAAUCAAGUUUUCAGAGAAAAAAAUGGGAUUUUAUUUUUGGCCAAAAUCGUGCAGCCCUAUUCUGUCCCUGAAAGACACUAAAAAGGUGACUCCUGUACCGGCCAUAGAAGGACUGAGGGUUAGUCUGAGUCUAAAAUGAGCGAGUAAAACCAUCCAAUGGUUGAUGAGGAUGGAGUUAAAUGAAAGUUUCCCCACACAAAGAGAUGGGGAGGACUUGAGAGAUUGAAAUAAACAUGCAAACAGUGAUGAAAAGUAGUGUCUUUGUCUGACUCAAGGGAUGUUUAUGGUGUGAAAUGAACAUUAUAACAACAAGUAAAACAUACAAUGAAUGUAGAAGUUUAAAUGUCAUUAGUUUGGUUUCUGUUUUUGUUUAUCUGAUUGCAAAUGAAGGUUAUUAGGCUUCAGUAUUAGUAUGGACAGUUGUGAUAUGGCUGGAAUACCAAGCAUGAUGCAAAACACAGCGCCUCAAAGCUAUUUAUUUUUAUAUUUCCGUUAUGAAUGUCAGUUUACCUCUAUGUUUGAUCUUCUAUAAAUGCUGCUUCAUGUUCUAAAUAAACUGCCUCUGGCUGGAUCAAGAAAAUCCUUUGACUUCAAAUGGACAUAAAAGAGGAAGCGAGGCAGUUUUCUGUCUGUGAGGGUUUGAAUGGUUCACAUGUCUGCAGCUCUCUGCUCACCGCUGUGUUUGAAAUGAGUCUGCUGCAUCGCUGCAUUCCUCUUUCCUCCUGACUGACUGCUCUGAAUCACUCUGGAUCCACUGAUGUUAGUUUAACGCUCAGAGGUCAGAAGGGGCAACGUGCAGGACAUUGACUGAGCUGUGGCCCAUCGCUGCUUUCUCAUAGAAGCGAUUCAGUUAUGAGUCCAUCUGCAAUGAUUGAAAAACAGCUAAAAAUGAUCAUUUAUUUCCACAUUUCAGAAAUCUUCCUCUGAGUUGUGUUAUUUCCUCUCUCUGCAGGGAUGUACCUGAUUUCCAAGUACAUCAGGGAGAAAUCAGACAGUGUGGUGAUCUUCUCCGGAGAGGGAGCUGACGAGCUGACUCAGGGAUACAUUUACUUCCACAAGGCAAGUCCUACAGAUACUUAAACAUCAUAAUGCAACUGAUACUAACUCUACUCUAAUGCUAACACACAGACAGGGAACAGGAUUCAGACACAGUUCUGAUGAAACCUGCUUUUCCUUUUUUUGGUCUCACAAGGGAACUUCUGCAAAAGUUAGUAAGUAAAUAAGUAAGUAAACUUUAUUUAUACAGACCAAGGUCACAAAGCGCUUUACAGUAAAAGCCAAAAGCAAAAACAAUACACAGUUAAUAAAUACAUACAAACCUAAAAUUUUUAAAAGGCCAAAACAACACUAUAGCAACCAUAGCAGCCCCAAGACAGUUAGGGAAAAGCCUGAACAAAUAGAAAAGUCUUUAGUUCCCUUUUGAAGGAGUCAACAGACUCCAUCGAACGCAGAGCAGGCGGAAGAUUGUUCCAGAGCUUGGGAGCAACAGCCUGGAAGGAUCGGUCUCCUCUGGUCCAGAAAUGAGUAUGAGGCACCAUCAGAAGAUUCUGACCCACAGACCUUAGAACCCGGGUCUGGGGUGUAAGGCUGGAUCAGGUCAUUGAUGUAAGCUGGAGCCUGACCAUGCAAGGCUCUGAAAGUUAAAACCAGAAUUUAAAAAUUUAUCCUAAAAAAAAAAGGCAGCCAAUGAAGGGUUUUAAGAAUCAGGGAUAUGUGUGACCUCCUAUUGGAGUGGGUCAGAAUUCUGGCUGCAGAGUUUUGUACUAACUGCAGUCGAGACCGCUCCUUUUUGUUCAUACAGGAAAACAAACUGUUACAAUAGUCUAAACGUGAAGACACAAAUGCAUGAUGAUCAGUUCCAAAUCAUUAUGUGACACCAUUUUUCUAAGUUAGGAAACAGUGUCCAUAAUUCAUUGCAGAAAUAUCCCACUAACAUACCAGGAAAGUAAAGUUAGUAACAGGUGGAGCUGUGUCAGGUUGUUGGAAAUGAAAAGAUAUUGCAGAAACAAUAGAGUCAAUGCAUCACUCCAGCUGCAGUUUGCUGACCUCCAUUGGCUCCUGUUCUCUCACCUUGUUGCAGAAGUGUAGAUGCUCAGCCUCAGUAAGGAGUCAGGCUGCACAGUUUACCAAAACAUUUGACUGCUUGUAUCAGCUUAAAAGUCAAAAUCUAAAUCACAGCAUGCACUGUGAUGUUGCAGACAUGUAGAGAAAUAUUGAGAUGUGUUAAACUUAGCGACUUCAAACUGUAAGACAAAUAAAGUAUACUGUAUAUAACACGUAUUUCAAACAGUGGCAUCUUUGUUCUGCAGAUGAACCCUUUGCACUAACAUUCAGACUCGUAUCCUGUUGAAGGUGAAACUGUACCUUUGCAGAUCUGACCCUCUGUGUGUGCAGAGCGUGGUGACCUCUUACAUAAAAUGGUCAGAGGCGCUUCUACAAACAUGCAUCAGACAUGUUAUAUUCAUCAUGUGAGUGUAAAGAGGUGCAUGUCAAACAUACAGCUCCGGUGCUGACAGAGGCGUGUUUGUCCUUCAGGCUCCGACUCCGGCGGCGGCUGCAGAGGACUGUGUCCGCCUGCUGAAAGAGCUCUACCUGUUUGAUGUCCUCCGCGCUGAUCGCACCACCGCUGCACACGGGUAACACUGAAAUCUCAUCAUCCGCCACAGAUAUCCCCAACAGACACAGUCAGGGUACUUGGAUAAGUUUUAACAGCUGGUGCUCCUCUUCCCCUCUCAGUCUGGAGCUCAGAGUGCCUUUCCUGGACCACAGAUUCACAGCGUACUACCUCUCUCUACCUGAAGAUAUGAGAACCGCAAAGGUGAGCUAACCCUCUAAUCUGCUGAGCAUGAAAACCUGCGUUUAUAUCUGUGUCCGAACUGGGACUCACUUCGACUUCCUAACAGUCAUGUUGUGUGUCUCUCUGAGUACAGCACGGUGUGGAGAAGCAUCUUCUGAGGGACUCCUUUAAAGGUCUGAACCUGAUCCCUGACGACAUCCUGUGGAGGCGUAAAGAGGCUUUCAGUGACGGGAUCAUGUCAGUGAAGAAGUCCUGGUACACCUGCCUGCAGGAGCACCUCGAGUCCAUGGUGAGUAUGACUGCAUAACAUUAGAAUACGUUCGUCUGAAAGGUCUCUGCCAUCUCUGUUUCUGAUGGACGCUCCGUCUCCUCUCAGGUAAACGACAGUCAGAUGGAGAGAGCUCAUAAGACCUUCCCCCACCUGCCCCCUCACUCCAAAGAGGCGUAUUACUACAGACAGGUGUUUGAGAAGCUCUUCCCCGGACGAGCUGACUGGCUGACACAUUACUGGAUGCCCCGCUGGAUCAACGCCACUGACCCGUCAGCCCGGACCCUGUCCAUCUACAAACCCGACAAAGAUCAGUGAACAGCAGCAGCUUCACAUGUCAUACGCAGCUUUAAUUUGAGCUCAGAGUUCAACAAACUUAUUUUAGAUUAGGCUGAGUUUUUCACACUUUGAUGGAGUCUGUCAGACUUUCUGUUUAAACUGUAUUCAACUAUUUAUCCUCACCAAAAAAACACAGAAAAGUCAGAAUUAUCUAUUAAAUAAGAAGAAUAGAAUUAGAUCUAAAUGAGAAAAUGGAAAACCAAAUAUGACCGACUUAAAGAUCGAAGCUUCUUAAACCUCUCUUUUCACCCUUACAAAGUGAUAAAAUGUGAUUUUAGUACAAACAUUUUUCAGCUAAAAAAUGAACAAAAAAGAAACUAAAAGCCCCGGUCAUGACAUGAAAAAAAGACUUUAGAUGUGAAAGUGAAGUUUGUUGACUUAUCGCUGACCGUCGACAGGUACAACUCUUCAAUGACACAGAGUUGGCAGCAUUAACCUGCUAGAACUGUUCAGAUCCAUAGUCGGAGAACAGCUCCAGACUCUCACUGGGCUUCUCUUAAAUCUGUCAUUCAACCUGUCUGUGUUACAUUUUCAAAAAAAUCAAAUCUAUGGAUGUGACUGUGCAUCACAAAGCACUCGAUCUAAAGGGACCAUUUCAAUCACGGAGGGCCUGCUUUAUUGAUAUACAACACAAAAUGAACACUGCAGUGUGUGCUCCUUCUGAAAAGGUGCAGGUCUUGUUUGUGUGAUCAACUAAGAAGUUUUGCAUGUAUGAUGUCAGGUGCAAAGACCAGAGAGGUAUUUUGGUUUAUUUGCAUCUCCAUGCGAGGACAAUGAAUGCCAUCUUGCACACCUGAAAGAGUGUGCGCUGUUAGUUGAUCAGCUGGCUCAUUAUUUGCAGUUGAUGUCAAGUUUGAACACAAAAACCUUUAAUGAAUCAGGCUCUUAGAGGAAAAAAAAUAAAUUAGGGUUCCUUUUUCAAACAGCAGAGGGCGCCGGCUGUCUUGAACUUUUCAUCUGGAUGUCCUCUCGUCUUUGUCGUCUUUGGAAUGGUUUCGUAGGGACUCUGAAUGUUGACCUUAUUCAGAUCCCUGAAGAUCUAAAUUCAGCUGAUUUAUGUCACCAAUCUGUUAACUUUCAAACUUAAAAAUUUAGAAACGGUUUUAAAGAUGAUUCUAUUCAGUGAGGGCAGCCCUUCUGUAAUGUUUCCCCUACAUGAGUCAGUUUGGCCUCCCCACUCAGAAAGUCUGACAGUGACUCUCACAAAGACAAAGAUGACCUGUCCACCUCUUAUUUGUUUUCAUCUUAAUCCUUUUUAAUCCGUCAUCUUUACCUUUUUAUCUUUCAUGAACUCGUGGACAAUCUCUUUCUAUUCCUGAUCGUAUGUCAGGAAGUGUCUGUACUCCGUUUUCCUGUUGGUCCUUCCUUUUGCGGUUUUUUAUUUGCCUUUAUCGCCUUACAAUUUAGCAGAAGUACCUGUUGCUUUCUUUCAAAAUAAAAGAUGGUUAUUAAGCUCUGUUGCAUCCAGGCAGCAAUAAAGGCUUCAAAUAAGUAGUUAAUGAGGAAAUCUUUCCUCUAGAGCUUAACAAACUGGUUUGCUGGGUGAGUUGAUUUGUUUUCACAUCCCAAGUUUUAUCUUAAAUGUUUGUUCUUUUUACCUCCUGUGGAAGUUUUAGAGCUGCUAACACCAGAAAUAGCUUCUGCUUCUGCUUUUUGUCGAGUGAUUUAUGCUAACAGAGUGAUAGAGGUCUUACAGAGAGAGGGAGAGAAAGGUGUGAUUGAGCUCAUUUCUGCUCCGAGGAGGAGUUUGGUCUUGGUUUAGGCCUGGCUAUGCAAACGGGGUCUAUGUUACAUAAUGUUAUUGUAGGUUUAAAGGGGCACAAUGAGAUGAAAUCAGUCCAAGAUAAGAAAACCACCUCAGUGUGAAGAAGGAGCUUUUUAAAUGACCUUAGAAUAACUCAGUAGUCCUGAAUGGAUUUCAAUGUAGUGUGUCAGAACAGCCAGUUUCCCUCAUUCAGGUGCAGUUUUAAUGAUCAUCUGCAGAAAACAGACUAAAUAAUAUGAUCAAGUGAAAGGGGAAGUUACAUCACUUCAAACUUCUGUCAUUUAGGGUCUGAAUAGUUAGUUCCAGCCUGCAGCCUGAUAGCUGUGAUAUCUAGGUGCAGAGUUCCUGAUCGAGGACUUUGACUCUCUCCGAUUGUUUUAAUAAAUCUCUGGAACAGCUUUGAGAUUUAGGAGAUAUAAUCCAAGUUUGGGGGAGGGGUUAAGAGUUUGAAGCAGAUUACUUACAUGAGAUGUUCUAUCAUUUUUUGUCUACCUCCUGACAUUUUCAUCCUGUUAGAUUGCUCUAUUUUGUACCAAAUGCUGCUGAAAUAAACUUCCCACUGACCACCUAAA
This is a messenger RNA of Xyrichtys novacula (pearly razorfish), 13597 nucleotides long. The record is from the annotation of a GenBank genome assembly. Lineage: Eukaryota; Metazoa; Chordata; Actinopteri; Labriformes; Labridae.